This is a messenger RNA of Merops nubicus (carmine bee-eater), 692 nucleotides long. RefSeq names its product thioredoxin-like 4B (gene TXNL4B). Gene Ontology annotation, cellular component: U4/U6 x U5 tri-snRNP complex; spliceosomal complex; U5 snRNP. Bases 36 to 485 code for a protein of 149 amino acids. The record is from RefSeq and is a predicted model, not a curated record. Lineage: Eukaryota; Metazoa; Chordata; Aves; Coraciiformes; Meropidae. The transcript is spliced from 3 exons. Gene Ontology annotation, biological process: mRNA splicing, via spliceosome.
GCGAGGGAUUUUCGUGGAAGUCGUGGCCUGCCGGGAUGAGUUUUCUGCUGCCCAAACUGAGCUGUAAGAGGGAAGUGGAUCAGGCAAUAAAAAGCGUGGCCGAGAAAGUUUUGGUUCUCCGGUUUGGCAUAGAUAACGAUGCAGUUUGUCUACAGCUCGAUGAUAUACUUGCAAAGACAGCUCAUGACCUCAGUAAAAUGGCAGUCAUUUACCUGGUGGAUGUGAACAAGGUUCCAGUGUACACCCAGUAUUUUGACAUCAGUUAUAUUCCAUCUACUGUGUUUUUCUUCAACGGACAACACAUGAAGGUUGAUUAUGGGUCUCCAGAUCAUACCAAAUUUGUAGGAAGCUUCAAAACAAAGCAAGACUUCAUAGAUCUCAUUGAAGUGAUUUACCGUGGAGCCAUGCGUGGAAAGCUCAUUGUGAGAAGUCCUAUUGAUCCAAAUAACAUUCCUAAAUAUGAUCUUCUCUACCAAGGAAUUUAAUGGGUUGACCUGAGAGAAAGAAUUACAGAAAUGGCUGAUGUUCUAGAUCUCUUUUAUUUCUUCAAGCAUUUUUAGCCACCAAUGACACUGUGGGACAAUUUGAGCGUUUGUGUUGAAGGAUCAUACUGGUCUCCUUCUAAAGACAGACAUUCUGUCACCUCAUACUUCUCAUAGAUAAAGCUAUGUGUUCAUGGGUAGAAUGCACAC